Molecule: messenger RNA, 2480 nt
Organism: Hirundo rustica (Barn swallow)
Lineage: Eukaryota; Metazoa; Chordata; Aves; Passeriformes; Hirundinidae
Product: hydroxyacylglutathione hydrolase, mitochondrial
Exons: 10
Coding region: 206-988 (260 amino acids)
Biological process (GO): glutathione metabolic process
Cellular component (GO): mitochondrion
Molecular function (GO): hydroxyacylglutathione hydrolase activity
Source: RefSeq, a predicted model, not a curated record
UAACCGAGCCGGGCGGGGCGCACGAUGCUCCGCGGGGGCUGGCGGGGGCUCGGCGCCGCCCUGGCAGCCGGGGCCGUCCUCGGGGCCGUUCUCCGAGCCGGAGUCUCCUCCAGAGGAACACUCUGCAGGUCCAGCACAGCUGCGAGCUAAAUUCCUGCACACGGAGCACGAGCUGAGGGAGCCCAAGACAGUGAGGCAGGCCGACAUGAAGGUGGAAAUCCUGCCAGCCCUCACUGACAACUACAUGUACCUGCUCAUCGACCAGGACACCAGGGAGGCUGCCAUCGUGGACCCCGUGCAGCCGCAGAAGGUCCUGGACGCGGUCAAAAAGCACGGCGUGAAGCUGACCACGGUGCUGACCACCCACCACCACUGGGACCACGCUGGAGGCAACGAGAAGCUGGUGAAGAUGGAGCCGGGGCUGCGCGUGUUCGGGGGGGACGGCAGGGUGGGGGCCCUGACACAGAAAGUGUCCCACCUGACAGCUCUCAAGGUGGGAUCUCUGAGUGUGAAAUGCCUCAGUACGCCGUGUCACACCUCGGGACACAUCUGUUAUUAUGUGACUAAGCCAAAUAGCUCUGAGCCACCUGCAGUUUUUACAGGUGACACCCUGUUCGUGGCUGGCUGCGGGAAGUUCUUCGAGGGCACCCCGGAGGAGAUGUACAAGGCGCUGAUCGAGGUUUUGGGCAGCCUGGACCCCCGAACGAGAGUUUACUGCGGCCACGAGUACACCAUCAACAACCUCAAGUUUGCUCGGCAUGUGGAACCCGGCAACCCCAGCGUCCAGGAGAAGCUGGCCUGGGCCAAGGCGCAGUACGACAGCGGAGAGCCCACCAUCCCCUCCACCAUCGGCGAGGAGUUCACCUACAACCCCUUCAUGAGAGUCAGGGAGAAAUCCGUGCAGGACCACGUCGGGGAGACCGACCCUGUCCGGGCCAUGGGGGCCAUCAGGAAGGAGAAGGACAACUUCCGAGUGCCCAAGGACUGAGCGCUGCCUGCACCACUUUACUGUCACUUAGACCUUCGGAUGUUUUAGGAGUCAAAUCUUCUCUUGUGGUUGAGACGAGUUUCGUUUAGGUUUUUUUUUUUUUUUUUUCUGUUUGUUUGUUUCGUUUUAAUUAAGGAAAAAAAAGCACUUUGCCCUCGUUGAGAUGUUCUACAGCAUAUUUAUAUUACGGUGAAGAAUAUUUAUCCUCCUCUUGCUGUCUCUCGAGCUGUCGGCGUCGCCUGCAGAUCAUUGUGCAAGUGUUGGUGUGAGACUGGAGGCCGGGCUGGGUCACGCCUGGGCGGUGAGGAAGAGGCUCCCGUCAUUUCUGUGGGAGCCUGACGUGGAUGCAGAAGGUGGCAACGAGAUUAUCUUUGCCUGGAGCAGAGACCAAACGCAGGAGCUGAAGAUUCCGGUGUUCCUCCCAUGCUGCCGCUUCAACAUCCCGAGUGUCGCUUCUGGCUCCGCUAAAACCAGUUCCAGGGACAUCCGGGGCGUCACUGGGAGCUCCACACCCUGCUGGGGCCCUCCAGCUUCUCUCGUGUCCCCAGGCACUGCUCUGCUUGCGCCCUUUGAGCCUGUUUGCAUGAGCCUGCUGUGCCCCGUGCCAGCCCACAAACCGGGCAGGGAUUUGUCUGGUGGCUCUGAAUGCAGGGGCAGCUGCUGGUGGGUGACUGUCCCCCUGAGCAGCAGUGACAGCCCCUGGUGGGUGGCUGUCCCCCUGAGCAGCAGUGACAGCCCCUGGUGGGUGGCUGUCCCCCUGAGCAGCAGUGACAGCCCCUGGUGGGUGACUGUCCCCCUGAGCAGCAGUGACAGCCCCUGGUGGGUGGCUGUCCCCCUGAGCAGCACUGACAGCCCCUGGUGGGUGACUGUCCCCCUGAGCAGCAGUGACAGCUGCUGGUGGGUGGCUGUCCCCCUGAGCAGCAGUGACAGCUGCUGGUGGGUGGCUGUCCCCCUGAGCAGCGGUGACAGCCCCUGGUGGGUGACUGUCCCCCUGAGCAGCGGUGACAGCCCCUGGUGGGCGGCUGUCCCCCUGAGCAGCGGUGACAGCCCCUGGUGGGUGGCUGUCCCCCUGAGCAGCAGUGACAGCCCCUGGUGGGUGGCUGUCCCCCUGAGCAGCGGUGACAGCCCCUGGUGGGUGACUGUCCCCCUGAGCAGCGGUGACAGCCCCUGGUGGGUGGCUGUCCCCCUGAGCAGCGGUGACAGCCCCUGGGGGGUGACUGUCCCCCUGAGCAGCGGUGACAGCCCCUGGUGGGUGGCUGUCCCCCUGAGCAGCGGUGACAGCGCUUGUUACCUGUCCCCAGGUGAGCAGGGAUGCGGGGCUGGCACCGGCUCUCCCUUUGCUUUACUUUAAAAUGCUGAAUUUCCUGUGGUUGGAAAGAGGAGUGGUGCCUGAAGCCUGUGUGGUGUCCCCUGGGACGCCGUGCUGCCGCCCCGGGGUGUGACUGCGCUCGGGGCGGGGCAGAGGGGAAAUAAACUGCUGGAAACAGAGGUU